Porites lobata is the source of this 6818-nucleotide messenger RNA. The record is from the annotation of a GenBank genome assembly. Lineage: Eukaryota; Metazoa; Cnidaria; Anthozoa; Scleractinia; Poritidae.
GUCUCGCUCAACCGAAGAGCUGAAAGAUUUGCAAACUUAAAGAGCAACAAAAAUUACGUACAGUUUAAACUGAAUAACUCUUCGAAGAAAAGGUAAGUCUUCACUAUUAUCCAUGGCAACGUGAAAUUGUUAGCGAUUUUUCUACAUCAACAGCGAAAAUUUUCUGACAAUAAUCUUUUUCGCAAAUUUUCUGACCAGUUGAAAGCAAUUCAGGGCUUAGUAUAUGCACGAAAAGGUACAAUUCAGUAGAUUUAUAAUAACUAUUCUCUUUUUCUAAGGAUUGUUCAGUUUGAACAUAACACAUUAGAUAGAAUAACCUGGGGCAAACAGAAUGAACAUAGUGAAAUAUUUGUGACAGUUAUCAUCCCUAUUAGUUGCAUAAUGUUUGAAGUUUGACUGAAAACGUUGUAAAAAAAAUAAUAUCUUUAGGCUGUUAACCUGUUAUGUUUUUAAACCUUGCCUCUUGUCGAUAUGCCUUAUAAUUUUGCCGUUUUUCCUCUAUUUCCCGAAGUAAAUUUGUCCUAAAAUUUUCGGACGGAAACAUUUUCGGAUUUGCACAUUUCUUUGUCCGAAAGUUUAUCCGUCCAAACAUUUUUAGCGUUCGUUAAAUAUGCAUAAUGAAACGGAAAAAGUAAGGUAAGAAUCAGUACUAUGAACCGAAACUUUCAUUCUGUUCACUUGGAGAUAAUAUUGGCAUUAAAUGUACUGAUUUACUCGGCUGCCCUGUCGGCUCUGUUUAGAGGGCAAUUGCACGCUUACAAGCUAGGAAAAGACGAGACAAAACAUCGCAGAAGGCCAGCCAUGCAAGACAUUUACUUGGGUUUCUCGGGCACCAAGGUUUUACUUACAAAUGAUAAACUUAGAUCUAGCAUUUGAGGAGAAAGGAGCUGAGCGCAUAAUACAACUUUUCGUUUUCAUAACGGCCAGAUAAUGUUAUGGACGCAAAAUGAAUUUCAAAACUGUAAUUGUUUGGCCCACUGUCGCGUCAUUGUCGGUACCUCUGUCUUUAAAACAACAGAGUAUACUUCCAUCAAAAGCAUUAGUCUGUGCGCAUUAAGUCCAAAAUGACAGAGAGACUAUAUUUGUCAGCUGUUUGAUUAAAGACCUUUCAAAGUAGUAUUUUCGUGUGGUAAUUUUUAAAACUCGAAUAUGUAUGGCUCUAUAUGGAUCAAAGGUUGAAAUUUCAUUAACAGCCGAUUAAGUUUCUUUUGCUUCCUGAGUAAUGUACCGGUAGAAAAAUGCUUGUUUCUAAAGCUGAAACUUGCCCAUGAAUAUAGCAGGAUCAUUCAAAGACACUGUUACAUAGGUUUCGUGUAAAAAAGAUCUCAAGCACUCAUUUCCCGUCGCGGUAUACUAUUGUUCAUUAUGCUGUUCUAAAUGAUUUAAAAUCUUGUAUCCUUUGAUAAAACUAUCGAAGUAGGUUGUUGUCAGUCAAAAUUAAUGAACGCUACUACCCAAUCGGAGUAUCAGUUAUCGCAGAAUUCCAUCGAUCCUGAUCAGAUUCAUCUCGGGUUGUUCGCAACGCAAACAGAUUCAUAAUAUUUAUCAGUUGAAAGCACUUUCACACUUUCUUCCACUGGAUUAGCUAAUUACGAUGUUUGUUAUCAAUACAAUUUUGUUUUUAGUAGUGCGAGUAACACACAGCAAUUAAUGAUGAUGUCCUUGAUGGCGGAAGUGUGCUUGUUGUCUCUGCAAUGAAGAAGGCGCCUUUUGGGUCCAGUUUUGAUUGUCAAUUGUUUUGAUGCGAAAUGUAUAUUUUUUCUUAGUUUUCUUAGUUCAACUGCGUCUCAAGAGACAAGUAACUUGUGCGAAUUUCUAUAAACCGCGCUCGUGUGUAUGGUGUAUAGUGUAUUGUGUAAUUGUUUCACAAAGUGAUUACCAAGAUAAGAUUUGCAUAUUCAAUACAAUGAAAACCGCUUUCAGGGUUUAAUGAACUUUUCAGUGGAAAAUACAUGUUAUGAAAUGAUCAAAACUGAUUCUUAGUAUAAUUUGUAAAUUGAUAAGGGUUUUUAGCUGACCUGACCAUUUCAUAAACCUAAAAUAGAAAAUUUUAUAUUUUCGAUAGCUAUCAUGUGGAUGAUAUAACUAAUGAGAGAAAAAGACAAACUAUAAUAAAAAUGCGAUUAAAAUGACACUGCACGUUCCCCGACUAAUCGGGCAUGCAGCCAAGAUGUAUACAGUUUUGAUAAAUGAAAAACUUUCAUAUCAAAAGGACUCUUUCAAAUUCAACGAAAUCUGCUUCACUCAUCAGUUAUAUUAAAUGAUUUUUUUACUCGCAAGAAUUUUACAGUUAUUGGGCAUCUGAUAAGUGAUGAGAUCGAGUCCUUCUACAGUGUAUCUCUUGUUAUAAAAUAGUAAUAGUUCUCCCUAUCGACAACUAGGAAACAUAAUAGUGAUUAAGAAGUGCUAGGCUGUGCUGUGCUAAAUUUGAAUUAAACGGGCUAAACUGAUUGUGCUCAUCCGUCGAUGUUUCUUUUUAAUUUGUUUAGAGCUUCUCUCACUCGAUGUAAACGUUGAAAAAAUACAAAGACGCAAAAUACAUACUAUUUUUCAAUUAUACAAUGAUUCGCCGGCGGACUAGGCAUCUCCACAUCAGUAUCUCUUGUUGAAUAGGCUCGUGUAAAGUUAGCAUAAGUUCAGUAGAAGUGGAAAAAGCUGUUAUUGCAUUGGUUAUUCACCGGUCCAAGGGAAAAAUGUCCGUCAAUUGGAACCCGGUAAGUCCUACAUGCAUCCAUCAUUCUUCCCUCUUUGUGGUCAUCGUCUACAAUGAGCAUACCUUUUUUCCAAAUGCUACAUGUGGCAAAAUUUUACGCGUAUAUGCGACUCAAACCUUGCCUUUGGUAAGGAAAAUUGUCUACAAAUGCGUCAGAUGGGCAGACAAGUAUACUGUUGGUCUACCGCGUAAGCCAAUACUUUGCCUUAUCACUCCGGAAAUGGUGGGUGGUAAGUGUAUUUGACACUUCUCUGACGUAUCCUUUUGUGAUGCAAGCUCACGGUGAUCCUGUGCCGUUAAAAUGAAGGAUUUGGACUGCUUAACUGUUAAAAAGCUCUUAAGCUCGUCAAAAACAGUUGUUUGCAUGCUUGCUUACAUACUUAGGCGGUUCAUGAAGUAAAAUCACAUGCAGUAAGUGAAGCCAAAAGCUGCCAGUGAAGUGAAGCAAAUGCUUGUGCCGUACAGAACUUGUUUCACGCCAAGAGAAUACUGAAUUUAUACUUGCUGUGUCUUUUCCAUAAAAGAGGUGAGCUUCAUGAUCUAAACUUGAAUAGACUUUGGAAUUAAAUGCAAAAAGACGUUUUUGAUAUCUUAACCGUCAAGAUAAUUCAACGACAAGUAGAUUUUUCAAGUUUACUUAGGACGUUUUAUGUUGUUAGUAGCAUGUUUUACAGGUACACACACACAGUAGAUCAUCAGGUCAGUUUAGAUAAAUGUAUGAGUAUCUAUCACAAGUCAAGGAAGGAUCAAAGGCUCUCCACUUAAAAACUGUAUUUUUAUUUAUUUAUUUAUUUUUUUGCAUAUGAGAGAUCAUCAUUGAAAGUGGCCCGUGCUUAGUUUAAUAGUACGUGGUGUGAAUAUUAUUCAUUGCAUGUUAUACUCUAUUGAGCCAGGAAUUUGCUCUAAUCUUGUCUCAAACACAGAGAAAUAUUUUCCAAAUACGUAUCAGUGCAAGAUAAUUAUAUUUGCAAAAUGACGGAUUAUUUCUAAGGUGAAGCUGUUGGCAAAAACGUAAAAUGGAAACGUCUAGACUUGAAAAGGGAAACAUCGAGAUCGUAUUCUUACGUAAUUUUGAGUGUUUUCGUCAGUAUCCUGUAUUUGUUAUUCAAAUCAAGCAACAAACAACUCUGGUGACGUCAUGAACGGGUGAUAUGGAUUUUUAAUCAGUCAUGUAGAAAAAGAGGAAUAACUUACUCCGGCCAUUAAAAAAGUAAUUUUUUACGCUGGUAAUCCUUGUUUACAAAAUGAAAUGAUUAAAUACAGGAAUAAAUAAGAAAAGAACGAUCAAAUGAAGUGAUAAAAAUAUCACCGCAUUUGUAGAUAAGGUUUAUACGAAAAUCUUAGCGCUCAGCUCCCCAGUGAAAUAUAUUGUGAAAUUAUAAGCUGAAAUUUCUUAUUCUUUCUCUUUUUAUCGUUUAACAAGACUGAAAGAAGUAUGUAUGUCAGCUGCUCUAUCAGUCUGUCUGUCUGUGUGACUGUGAGUCCGUCAGCUGGUCGGUCAGAAAGAAAACCAAUGGGUUUGAACCCAUGGAAAACAACCAAGCGAAUACGGUCGAUCCUUUAGAAGAAAGACGGUCUUCGUAAAAACCCAUUUGAAAACAAUUUGGCAUAAAUACCACGCGUGAUAUUUCGGUUGAUCCGAGCAGUUAGGCGAGUCAAAUUUGACAAUUUUUGAAAUUUUUUUUAUGCCAAAAGAUGCUAUUAUUUGUUUAUACUACUACCCACAAAAGGUUUGUAAUUUUCACUUGUAGGUAUUUCAAAUUAAGCUGAAAUACCACUACUCUGAGCCAAUCAAAUUGCAGAAAUUUCUCAUGUAGUAGUAUAAACUCUUUUAUUCCAGAUCAGUGCAACCCAAAUAAAGCGACGUUAUGUCUGAUUAUGAGCGGACUCGACACUUCCGUUCCCAUUCCCUGAAGCCACUUAAGCAGCCUAGCCUGCUUACCCAGCGUUCAAAACGAACCUUAAGCCUUCCCACCAAGCCCGUCAUUCCACCACUCAUUCAUGUUCAACGUUACUAUGACAACUGGGAAAGCUUCAGCGACGAUGAUGAGAUGAACGGAGUGACAGAAGAGGAGGCUAUGGGUAGGUGUUUUUAAAAUCACUGUCGCUAGUUUGUAGUGAUAACCUGCCCAUCACAUGAAGCGUUUACAAUAAAAUGACAACUCAAUGAAAUUUUAAGGAAAAUUUCACUUCUUUUUUUAGCUCCCCCCCCUCCCCGCAAAAAAAAAAAAAUUAAUUCCCUUUGCUCUGAAAUUCAAAACGCCUCAGUUAUUGCUGUGUUCACUUCUAAAAUAAAAUAAUUUUUCUUGGCAUAAGCACACUUUACUUUUCUUAAUGUUUGACUGCACUUUUUCACUUCUUUUGCUUUUUUUCUCGUAUUUUCGCAUCAUUUUUCUCACUUUUUCUUUUUCGUUUUUGCACUUGCACGUUCAGCCUUAUCCUAUUUAAUGACUAUUUCUAUGCUGUAAAGAAGUUGCCAGUAUUUGAUUUAUUACGUAAAUGAUAUAUUUUUAAACGUGGCCGUUUCAUAAGCCUUCAAAAUUGGCUUCCUUGUUCUGUUUUGCUUCAUGUCUCUGAAUUUUGUGUAAAUAUUUUAGAUAAUAAAACAAAUAAAUAUAUGAACUCAAGCCUGACUGUGGGUGUUUCUUUCAGCGUGGUACACACCUGUGGUUGGUUUGUCCUGCAGUCUCGUGAUGUAUUUCUGGUCAUGUGCUCUGGCAUACUAUUCAGCAAGUUGAUGGUAUGUUGAGUCAACUGUUGUAAAUGAUUUUUAUUCAAAUACCCGAAAUUUCGUGCCUUUUCGCGACACCACAACUGGUUUUCCCGCGAAAUGACAUCUGAGAAACGACUGCCGAAACACUACCCAGAACUUGGUAGUGCAACCUCAUCAGUAUGGAAUUUCUGUAGUCGUUUUCCAUUCUAGUGAGGAGGGUCUCAAUGGGGUGGUAGCUAGCUUUGACGGUUGAUGGUUAAAUUUUAGAACUUUUGACGGUUGACGGUUAUUAAGUGGAAUUUAGUCCAAGAGUUUAAGUAAAUGUUAACUUCUGCAUAAAUUACUAUUAAAUGUUGUAUUUUGGAAGUUGUCUUGGAAGCUUGGCCUUUCAAUUGUGAAAUUUUCAAUUAUUUUCAGAUAUAAGCAAGUUGUGUGGUCUUGUUAUAUCUAGAUAGAGUGUUUCGAGAACAUGGGAGCUGGUUUUUCCAGUUUAGAGAUUCUUCAGGAGCCAGAAUCCCUUGAAGAUCAGCUGAAAUAGUGAGAUUUGAGAUAUCUUAAAACAUUUUUACGGUUAAUAUUAAUCUGCAUUUUUAACCGCUGACGGUAAAAAAUAACCUCUUUUGACUGUUGACGGUUACAUUUUAUGCCGUUUGACGGCUAACGGUUAACCCCAUUGACGCCCUCAUACAGUCAUUUCGCGGAGAAACCAGUAGUGGUGUCGCAAAAUUUCGGCUGUUUUCUGAAAUAUAAUGGACCCAUCCCAAAAAAGGUUUGAGAAGUGUUUCUAUCUUGGACUACCAAAUGAUAUAUUUAAUAAAACUUUGGUUUGCUCUUGGCGAAGGUUUAGCUUGUUAUAAUAACACUGGUGCGCGACCUACUAAAGAACGUUAUAAAAUGAAUUUUAAUUACAAUUUGUUCCUCUUUCAGGGUCUUCACUGAUUUGCUCAGUUGUCAUAAAACCAAGCAUUGAACUGAGUUUAAAAGAAAAAAACAGUAAAGAAAAGAAAGACAAGAAUUUAGCAAAGAAUACUGCCAUUAGAGCAGAAACGGAAAGACAUGAGUUCGACAAAAGGCUGAGAAAAGAACAUGGACGAAAUCGGGCCCAGAGGACUCAGAUUAAAGAGAGGAGCUACCAUGCAGGGGAUCUCUAUUUAUGAAACUACAAUUUAUGGGACUGUAUCCAUUGCUUCCUCUUUGUAAACAUCUGGAGAAUCAAAAAUGACGAUUUACAAACAAAGGGAAAUAUAUAAUAGUAAAUUAUGUCAAAAGAUAAUUUAUUUGACGUUACCUCUUCGCGCUCAGUUUCACAGGCUGUGACGCACUCACUUCAUCUACUCCUUUCCCUAGCUACUAGCCUCGCCUCCUUUCAUGUAUUCCAUCCCUUCGUGUCCC